AUGAUGAAUCAACAGAAUAAUCCUCAUGUGACGACGAUGAUAAACCCCGACGGUACCGUGACGGUGAGACGGAAGAUUUUGAACCCAGAUGGGAGCUUCACGAUACAGGAAGAAGAGCUUCCAUCAGGGGAUCAACAGGAGGAAGACGAAUCGCCGGAGGUACACUUACACGAUGCAUCUGACAGCGUUUCGUCCAUUACGGAUAUGAAAACAACGAUAUCUGCCUCAUCCUCCAAAGACGAUGUCUUUGCAGGGAUCGAAGACUCGCCAUUGCGUCCUAAAAGACAGAAUGAACCUUCCCCUGAAAAGGCAUCCAAACUGAGAACGAGUACACCACCACAUAACUCAGACGGCAAUAUGCACCAAUGGGCUCCAACUGCUUAUCAAGGAGUAAUGCCCCCUGCAGGCGAGUUCAACAACGAGACUUUCGUGGAGCAGCCAAGAUUCCAGCCCAAUGAUGCUUCAAGACAUAUUGCCCCACCUUCACCCGUCUAUGAUGAUGGUUUUCGACACCUGAGAGAGAGUGGUCCGCUUUUGGAUACCCCUUCCGUUGCACAACUUGACGCUCCUGUAACCGUGACUGUUUUUAAGAAGAAUAUGGACGAUAGAAUAGGGAUCAACGUUGGUUUGAGCCGAGUCGAUCACAAGGAUCGCCUAGUCGUCACGAAAAUAUCUCCUAAUGGACUGCUUUCGGAUAGUGCUAUCGAAGAAGGCGAUGUCAUCAUGUCAAUAAAUUCGCAUAGCUUUCUCGACAACCCUCAUACAGAAGAUGCUCUGGCAAUCGUUACGCAAUCGCUCGGUAUAAUAGCGUUUGAAGUGCUCAAACGGGGUAAAACGAAUGGGGAGCGAGCUAGCAGUCCAGCACGGGUGCGGACCACAGAGAAAGCAAUGAGAGGGGCGGGGAAGGUCGUAACAUCAGAAGUUCUGAACGAGGAUGGAAGUCUCACAAUUAUCGUGGACGAAAUUGAUGAAAAUGGGGAAAGAAUACACCGGGAAAUAAGACGAGAGAGAUAUAAUGCUGACAAUGGCGAGGUGUUGCGACCGCAAUUUGGUGCCGAUCCAUCUCUUCUUCCCGCAAAGAUGCAACUCACAGAAGAAGACAGGUAUCAUUUUGAUGACCAUCGGUAUAUGUAUCAGUCCACUCCAGUUCCAGAACAUUCAAUGCAACAUUCACGGCGAAGGAAACCACCCAAGCAGAAGAAAAUUGUGGUAAAUAAAACAGAUAAGUUUCAGAAACUUGGUAUCAAGCUGGAGCUGCAUGAAGGUGACACAAAUAUUCUGCUUGUAACGGGCAUUCACCCGUCAGGGCUCAUCGCAGCUGCACAGUCCUCUCUCGUUGUUGGCGAUAUGAUUGUGAGUAUCAAUGGCUUUGACUUUAUGGACAAUGCAAGUUUGGAAAUUGCAAAUACCAUUAUUCGAAAUUCAACUGGCGAGAUCACAUUGUAUGCGAUCGAUGGAGAAGAUGACCUCGAUGGGUUUUCAAAGGAAACGUCUGUCACAGAACCUGAAACUCCCUUCAGCAGCAGUGCGGAUUUUCGAAAUGAAAUGACCUUUGAUGAGGGCUCAUAUGGAGGCUCAAUUGGAAAUUACAUGGCGUCAAAGGUGGUAAGGAUCACCAAGUCUGAUCCCAGUGAAAGUAUAGGUCUCAAAUUGGUUCAGCAGAGAUCUCAUUGGGGUCGAAUGCUGGUUGUUUUGGAAGUUUUUGGGAAAGCCGUUCAAAGUGGAAUCGAGGUUGGUGAUGCGAUCCUAGCAAUCAAUGGAGUUAACUUCCGUGGCAAGCCAGAUCCUCUCCGAGCUGAAUUAGUAUUGCGAAAAGCAACGAAUGUUGUUGUUAUUGAGAUUCAGAGACUAUCAGGAAUGAACGUUGCGCUACCGGCACCUCGAAACAAGAAGGCAGAAAGGCCAGACAAAAGAGCACCAGAGCCCAAGAAUUCAAUGGAUAGUCGAAUAUCCAAAAGCAUUGAUCAAUUUGAUGCAACAUUUCAGACUCACAUGUCCUUGAAAUCUAAUGAGGCAGUCAGAUCGAAACGAACGGUAGGUCCAGGACAGUCCAACGAGAGGACGCUGCCGAAGACCACACCAAAUAAUGUGGACGUUCUCAGACCACAAUUCAUCCCCCCGAAAUCAAAAACUAUAAUUGUCCGAGUGAAGAAGGAGUCCCCGCAGCAGGAUGUUGGUUUGAAAGUUGAAGCCAUAAAUGGCGUUCUUUACGUUUCAAAAAUAUCACUGCAGGGACUUCUUGUGGGCAAGAGUAUCGUGCCCGGUGAUAUUAUCCUUUCCAUUAACAACAAAUGGUUCCUGGAAUAUCCAAGCGUUGCCGAUGCCGAAGCCCAAUUGCGGAAACCUACCAAGCUCUUCGUAAUCGAAGUGAAAAAGUCCCCAGCAUCACCUACUGGCUCAGACGACAAGAAGCUGAAGUGGCACGAGAGGAUCCAAUGCAACAAACGAUCGGGCGAGGAUGUAUAG
Messenger RNA from Cylindrotheca closterium, 2466 nucleotides. The record is from the annotation of a GenBank genome assembly. Lineage: Eukaryota; Bacillariophyta; Bacillariophyceae; Bacillariales; Bacillariaceae.